AACGCGCAUGCGUCACGGCCAUUUUUGUCAAAGGCAAGCCGCUAGUGAAGCUUAUAAUAAUGACGGACGCAAAAACUAAAAAGACUCCUGCUAAAAUCCACAAAUCCGAAUCGGAUAAUAAUCACGAUGGACUAGAGGAACUAAAAGCACCCUUAGUUUCCCUCGUAGCCGACAGAGAAACACAAGAUGCUAUCGAAAAAAUUGAUGAAGUUCAAAAUGAGAUCGACAAGCUGAAUGAACAAGCUUCGGAGGAAAUUCUUAAAGUUGAGCAGAAGUAUAACAAGAGCCGUCAGCCGUACUUCGCUAAGCGCGCCGAAUUGAUUGGAAAAAUUCCGAAUUUCUGGGUCACGGCAUUUGUUAACCAUCCUCAAAUUUCCGCACUCCUGUCUGAGGAAGAUGAAGAGGUUUUACAAUAUUUGACCAAGGUAGAAGUAAGCGAGUUUGAAGAUAUCAAGUCCGGCUACAAGAUCGUUUUCCACUUCGAUUCCAAUCCGUUUUUUAAUAAUGCAGCCUUAACGAAAGAGUUCCACUUGAAUGAAACGGGUGAACCAUCAACAAAAGGUACUAACAUCGAUUGGCAACCAGGAAAGGAUUUGACAAAAAAAUCAGGAUCCCCAAAAGCCGGGAAAAAGAGGGCUCAUGACGAACAAGAAUCAUUCUUUAACUGGUUUUGCGAGGCCGGAGAUGCCACUACUGAUGAGCUGGGUGAAGUAAUCAAGGAUGAAAUCUGGCCCAAUCCUCUCCAAUACUAUUUGGCUUCGGAGAUCGAUGAAGAUAAUGAAGACGGAGAUGAAGAUUGUGAUGUUGAUGAUGAGCCUGAAGAUGAGGAGGAAGAUGAAGAAGAUGUAGCUGAUGAAGACGGCGAUGAAGAAGACCCUUGA
Messenger RNA from Dimorphilus gyrociliatus, 881 nucleotides. The record is from the annotation of a GenBank genome assembly. Lineage: Eukaryota; Metazoa; Annelida; Polychaeta; Dinophilidae.